This is a messenger RNA of Schistosoma spindalis, 1110 nucleotides long. The record is from the annotation of a GenBank genome assembly. NCBI's taxonomy places the organism in Eukaryota, Metazoa, Platyhelminthes, Trematoda, Strigeidida, Schistosomatidae.
AUGGAGCAGUACAGUAUUCUCGGUCGUAUUGGUGAAGGUGCUCAUGGAGUUGUUUUAAAGGCUAGGCAUAUUGAGAGUGGAGAACUUGUUGCUCUGAAAAAGGUUCCUUUGAGAAAACUUGCUGAUGGAAUUCCUAAUACAGCACUUCGAGAAAUAAAGGCUCUUCAGUUUAUUGAGUCCAGCCCGUACGUUGUCCAUCUACGAGAAGUUUUUCCUCAUGGUACUGGUUUUGUUCUUGUCUUUGAGUACAUGGUUACGGAUCUUAGUGAAGUUAUUCGGAAUUCGGAACCUCCUCUUACUGAAGAACAGUCUAAAUGUUAUAUGCUUAUGAUCCUAAGAGGAGUUGAAGUCAUGCAUGCUAAUGGAAUUAUGCACAGGGACCUCAAGCCUGCCAAUUUAUUGAUCAGUUCUGAAGGAGUCCUGAAAAUAGCUGACUUUGGUCUUGCAAGAGUUUUUGAGAAUAACAAUGAGCGAUUAUAUAGUCAUCAAGUGGCUACAAGGUGGUAUCGAGCACCUGAAUUGUUAUACGGAGCUAAAAAAUACACAAAUAGUGUUGAUUUGUGGUAUGUCAAUUAUAAUUUAUUUGGUUUUAGGGCUAUCGGUUGUAUAUUUGGAGAAUUACUCAACAGUUCUCCAUUGUUCCCGGGAGAAAAUGAUAUUGAACAACUUUGGUUUGUUGUACGUGUUCUUGGGACUCCGAACGAAGAUAUAUGGCCCGAGGUUAAAGAACUACCUGAUUAUAACAAGAUAAGUUUUAACCUGUGCGAAACUAUCCCGUUUGAGGAAGUCCUUCCAGACGCAUCAGUUGAAGCCGUUGCUCUUGUUAGUAAAUUUUUGGUGUACCCACCCCAUCAAAGAAUUACGGUAUCCGAAGCAUUGAAAGAUCCAUAUUUUACUACGGACCCACUGCCAGCUCAGCUUUCAGAACUCCCUGUGGUAACUCCGCAUCGGAAUACCCUGCCACAUCCUCAAGAAACUUAUGAAGUUUGUCUUACAACUCCUUUGGAGUCGAUUCUUUGUAAUCAUGAAUUACUGAAGGAAGGUGUGAAGUUACUGGAUGAUGAAUUAACGAAUUCCUUGGACAGUCCAACAGGUGUUACUCGCAUGUGA